Messenger RNA from Zymoseptoria tritici IPO323, 1873 nucleotides. RefSeq lists its product as uncharacterized. Gene Ontology annotation, biological process: proteasome-mediated ubiquitin-dependent protein catabolic process. Gene Ontology annotation, cellular component: nucleus; cytoplasm; GID complex. The transcript has 2 exons. The record is from RefSeq and is a predicted model, not a curated record. Bases 94 to 1269 code for a protein of 391 amino acids. Gene Ontology annotation, molecular function: protein binding; ubiquitin protein ligase activity. Lineage: Eukaryota; Fungi; Ascomycota; Dothideomycetes; Mycosphaerellales; Mycosphaerellaceae.
UCUGAACCACUCGAGCCUCUGGCCUAUCAUUCGGAACACAGAACCACAUUCACUAGCGUGAGUGCCUCCUACGAUGCGGACGACAGUAACACGAUGGAGCUAGAGCACGACACACAUCUUCUUCUCGAUCAGCCGCUCCUGCGCCUUCCCCAUGAGCUAUUGCGUAAGAACUUGAAGACGGCCCAGCGUCACGUCGAUCAGGGCAGCAAGAAUGUGACAAAAGACGUGCAGUCAGCUGGAAGCGAGAGUACGAAUGGCAAUGAUAGCCUGGCAGCCCUCGAGGCAGCGCUCACAAAGGCACAAACGCUCAAAAGACGGCUAGAGCAACUUCAUGCCGAGGAACAGACGAUACAAGGCCAGCAACGGAAGCGCAUCGAGCACCUGGAGCAACUUCAUCAGACAAGCAGCCUGGCAGAUGUCAAAUACGACCGCUGGGCCCAUACACGCCUCGAUCGGUUGUUGGUCGAUUACCUGCUGCGGCAUGGCUACUCUCAAACAGCGUGUGACCUGGCUUCCGAGAAAGACAUUACUGACUUGGUCGACGUCGAUGUGUUUGACGAAUGCCGUCGUAUCGAGCAGAGUCUCCUGCUUCGUCGGACCACCGAUUGCCUGGCGUGGUGCGCUGAUCACAAACAGGCUCUGAAGAAGACAAACAGCACUCUCGAACUGGAGCUGCGCCUUCAACAGGUCGUGGAAUUGGCCCGCCACGGAGACAUGAAGACAAAAGUUGAUGCGAUGCUUCACGCGCGCAAACACUUGGUUGCAGGCCAGGACAUCGAAUUUGGCCUGCGUGCAGGUGGAUUACUGGCCCACGAUCCAGACACGCUCGUUGAGCCAUAUCGAAUGAUGUACAGCUCAGAAAGGUACACACACCUUGCGCGCCAGUUCGUGAAGACCCAUCAUGAACUCUUUGCUCUCCCGUCUCAGCCACUACUUCAUAUUGCUCUGUCUGCCGGACUGUCUGCUCUGAAGACUCCCAGUUGCCACUCGCAGUACGCGCUUCAGGCAAACGCGAACACUGGUGCGCCAGUCUGUCCAAUUUGCAGCACUGAGCUGAACGAGCUUGCCCGCAGCGUUCCAUACGCUCACCACACCAAAAGCCACAUGGAGGAUGAUCCUGUCGUGCUUCCUAAUGGUCGUGUGUACGGCAGAGAACGGCUCAAGCGACUCAACGACAAGCUUGGCACGACGAGAGGGAAGAUACGCGAUCCCACGGAUCUCGAGAAUGAGUGGGACGAGGAAGAUGUGAGAAAGGUGUACAUUUUGUGAGUACGACCUCAUACAUGCGUUAGCGUUGCAUGAGUUUACGACAUUCACUUCUGGCCUGUUCGUGACACCAAUCGAUCGACGCAUACGUUGCGCAUUUCAGUGACACUCGGGAAGAACCUAUCGAUAAGAUGUCGCGUACUCGUCUUUGACAACGAUUGCUGGUGAGUAAGGUACCUGGGCUUUCUCUUCCGAUGUGCCGGCAUCGUCAUACCUUCCUGCGUGAUCUCCAUCUUCUGGUUAGUACAGGUCAGCAACCCUUGUAGGCCACGAUUUUCGAUUUCGUUUGCAAUUCACUCGUGUAGCACGUCACGCCUCACUGCAUGGAACCCUGCGUCCCGACGCGGAACUCCUGUGCUUCAUCACAAUUCCUUUCCACCCUGAAUCCUGAGAAGUGGCUCGCACGGACCGAAACGUACACGAUGCCUUCUUCCGACGGACGUUUAAUCGGCGCGAUCGUUGGAGCAGCUACAUUCCUGGCGCUCAUGACAUGGCUUGUCUGGUACUACAAACGCUCGCUUUUCGUGUGGCCGGAGUGGAAGGCCAAGCGAGAGGCAAGCGUUGGUGUAGGAGAGCACUUGAGAUACACUGUCACAGGAACGACCCG